AACAUUGUGCUGUCUUUAUGCUAGUGCCUCCUAGCUGCUGUUACCAAAUCUGUGGGCUGCCUCUCUAUGAACUAAUUUCAAAUAACUUGGAACCAUCCCCAGUGUUUGUUAAGCAAGCAUAUUCAAAGCGUAGAAAGAAUGUAUUGCUUGAUUAUGUGCAAAAGAAGUCUAAGUUUCGUAGGAAUUACCUAUCCCAGACGAACUGGAAACGCAAGCAGAGCUCUGAAAUAAGUACUGUGAUGACAGUGCGACAAAAGAGUAAAAUAUCAGGAGUCCCCAUGUCUAAUGAUCAGCAUUUUGCUACUGCUGAGGAAACUGUUGGGCAGAAUAGUAGGACAAGCAAACAGGACAAGAUGUCAAUAGGAGACCUGGGAAGUUGGAGAAGCUGUGAUCUAUAUCCAGCAGCUGCAGUUGCACCUUUCAAACGAAAACGUGGUGGGGAGCAGCUUGAGAUUUCAGUCAAAAGGGUGAAGAUAACAGCAGAAGAGCUGGAGAAAGAAACUGAGAGCUUUGGUUCUAAUGUAGACAAAAACAAAUCCCAAGAUGCUGGCUCGGAAUACGUAGAAUCAUUUCCUCAAGGGAGUGAGGGUGGUUCAUCAAGAGUGCCUGCUCCUCAUCAAGCAUUAGACACUCAUGAUAGCCGGAAGUUUGUGGCAGAUAGUGAGAAUUCAUUUCUGCUACAUGAUCAGAGUAACAAGCUUUCUAAACCUAGAACCAAAACAAGGACAAAAUCCAACAGAGAGCAAGACGCCUGUAAAUCUCCAGCUGGUUCUGCAGAAGUCGCACAAGUGGAAGAUGAUUCUUUAAAAUACAGAGGCCUUAAAAAGAAUCCAACUGACUUAGCUAAGAAGUUACCAAAGAAAACUGUAUGGUCUGCCGUGUACAUUAGGACAAGCUCUCUCUUAUAUUCUCUCAGAAGCUUCCAAGAAGGUUUUCCUAAACCAUUUUUACUGAACCGCUUAAAGUGCUCCCCAAAAGGGGGUCAGCAACUUGUAGAAGCCAUAUUCCUAAAUGGGAAUACAUUGCAGCAAAAGUGCCACCAGAACCCACUGAGGCACAGAUGGAGAAAGAAGAGAUUUCCCAAACGCUACUGGCAGAUGAGGAAUGUGUUUCAAGAACUGUUAAAGAACCAUGCCAAGUGCCCCUAUUUAGUACUUUUGAAAAAGAAUUGUCCUGUUCAGCUGUCUGAGGCCAGCUCAGGCAAAGUUGACCCAUUGCAUCAGUCACCAACAUCUGAGGGGACACAAAUUCCCAGGCAAGGGGAAGAUCCUCUUAGGGAAGGGCCAGGUUCAUGUCCGAGAAACAGCUGUGGAGAAGGCAGCAGAGAAGGCGGUGCAAGUGAUUCUCGUCCACUUCUGAAAAGGACCUCAACUGAUUCAAGCACGCUCCCUGAAAAACCUUUAUUGGGGCACAGUCCUCAAGACCUCUCCGAUUCUGCCUUCAGGGAGCUCCUUAAGCAGAACAGCAAGCACUGGCAGGUGUAUGUUUUUGUGAGGGAAUGUCUAGAGCGAGUAGUCCCUGUGGAGCUGUGGGGUUCUAGCCAUAACAAAUGCCGGUUCUUCAAAAACGUAAAAAGGUUCAUCUCCUUGGGAAGGUUUGCCAAGAUCUCUUUGCAUGAGCUGAUGUGGAAGAUGAGAGUGAACGACUGUGCGUGGCUUCAUCUGAGCAGAGGUGGUCGUGUUCCUGUCUGUGAACACCAUUUCCGGGAAGAACUUUUGGCAAAAUUCCUGUACUGGCUGAUGAAUGCCUAUGUCAUAGGGCUGUUCAGAUCAUUUUUCUAUAUUACUGAAACCAUGUUUCAAAAGAACAUGCUUUUCUUCUACCGGAAGGUUAUUUGGAACAAGUUAGAGAACAUUGGAAUUAGAAACCAUUUUGCCAAAGUGCAUUUGCGUGCCUUAUCUGCAGAGGAGACUGAAGCUAUACAGCAAAAGAAAUAUAUUCCUGCAGCAUCAAAACUCCGGUUCAUCCCCAAAAGAAAUGGAUUACGACCUAUAGUAAAAAUGGACAGUUUUGUUGGCUCAAAAAAGUUUAGCAAGGGAAGGAGAGACAGGAAGGCUCAUUAUUUCAACACUCGACUUAAAAACCUGUUUAGUGUUCUGAAUUAUGAAAGUACUGUAAACUCUAGUUUCCUGGGCUCCUCAGUGUUUGGGAAAGAUGAUAUAUAUAAGGCAUGGAAGAAUUUUGUUUCCAAAGUUCUUGACUCGAAUGACAGAAUACCUCACUUUUAUUUUGUAAAGGCUGAUGUCUCUGGGGCUUAUGAUACCAUUCCUCAUGAUAAACUGGUGGAAGUGAUCUUACAGAUCCUAAAUCCUGAGGAGAGAACAACCUAUUGCAUACGACGCUAUGCAGUGAUUAAAAUGUGUACAAAUGGACAAGUCAGAAAAUACUACAGAAGACAUGUUGCUACUUUCAAGGAUUUUAUUUCAUACAUGGGACCAUUUGUGUCCAGUCUGCAAGACAGUACUUCACUGGAAAAUGCCAUAGUCGUCGAACAGAGCCUAUCUUUUAAUGAGACAAGUUCCAGCCUGUUUGAUUUUUUUCUACAAACGAUCCGUAACAACGUCCUGGAAAUUAAGGGCAGGUGCUAUUUACAAUGUUGUGGAAUUCCACAAGGCUCCAUUUUAUCAACUCUGCUCUGCAGUUUAUGCUAUGGAGAUAUGGAAAACAAAUUGUUAUGUGGAAUACAGCAAGAUGGAGUGCUUAUACGGUUAAUUGAUGACUUUUUGCUGGUCACUCCUCACUUAUCACAAGCCAAAAAUUUUCUGAGGACUCUGGCAGCAGGAAUUCCUGAGUACGGCUUCUCAGUAAACUCUGGUAAGAUGGCGGUGAAUUUUCUAGUUGAUGAUGAUGAUAUCCCAGGAUGUUCCCAGUUCAAACAGUUACCAGAUUGCCGUAUGUUCCAGUGGUGUGGUUUAUUACUAGAUACGCAGACCCUUGAGGUUUACUGUGACUAUUCCAGUUAUGCGUCUACUUCUAUCAGGUCAAGUCUUGUCUUCAAUUCAAGCAGAACAGCAGGGAAAAAUAUGAAAUCCAAACUGAACACAGUUCUGAAGCUCAAAUGUCAUAGUUUAUUUCUGGAUUUACAGAUCAACAGCCUUAGAACAGUUUUCAUGAACGUUUAUAAGAUAUUUUUGCUGCAGGCGUACAGGGUGAAUGGAAAUGAUUAAUAAUUGACAGCUAGCUGAAAAAAGGACUUUUAAUGCUGAUGCAUUGAAUGUUGGUCUUCACCCUUGCAUAUGGGGUGGAGCAAGUUGAGGGCAAUGGGAAGGAAAGGCCAAAACUUCAAGAAUGGGGGACAAGGUAGUACAGACAGUCCUCGACUUACGGCGUUUUGCACUUGCGGUGCUCCACCAUUUACACCCAUGUUAUUACUUACGGCGCUGGAUCCUCACACUUACGGCAUUACAGGGAAAUUUACAGUGAGAAAAAGAGGGCAGCAAAACAAACAUCCCUGGAUCAGCUUCUCAAAAAACCAUCAAGUGGCCCUCAGUCUCCCCAAAGAAGCCCUUUUGUAUUCCAUGACCCUGAUGAAAGUGUUCCUUCACCUUCUGAUUAAAUAAAAUGUUAUGUAAUUAAUUACUGUAUUGUCCUGUUUAAUCAAUUUAUAUACAG
Molecule: messenger RNA, 3612 nt
Organism: Gavialis gangeticus (Gharial)
Lineage: Eukaryota; Metazoa; Chordata; Crocodylia; Gavialidae
Gene: TERT
Product: telomerase reverse transcriptase
Exons: 13
Coding region: 18-3167 (1049 amino acids)
Biological process (GO): telomere maintenance via telomerase
Cellular component (GO): telomerase catalytic core complex
Molecular function (GO): telomeric repeat DNA binding; telomerase RNA binding
Source: RefSeq, a predicted model, not a curated record